Mercenaria mercenaria is the source of this 707-nucleotide messenger RNA. Its product is annotated as NADH dehydrogenase [ubiquinone] flavoprotein 3, mitochondrial-like. Bases 198 to 626 code for a protein of 142 amino acids. The record is from RefSeq and is a predicted model, not a curated record. Gene Ontology annotation, cellular component: mitochondrion. The transcript is spliced from 3 exons. NCBI's taxonomy places the organism in Eukaryota, Metazoa, Mollusca, Bivalvia, Venerida, Veneridae.
UGGGAACCUUCGACAGAUUCAGUUUAACAAAAAUGCCAUGCCGAAACAUUGUCUGUGCGAAGCCAGCUGAAUUCAGAAAAUCAAGACUCUUGAAAUCAUCCGACUCGUUUUGAACCAUACUUGCGAUCUCUCUGUGCUUUUGAUUUUUGUUUUUACGUGACUAUUGACUCCCGUUUUUGCUGGCGACCAAAGUUAUAAUGACAAAUUUAUCCAAAAAGUUUGCGAGAACUGUUUACGUUUCUGGUUUCUAUUCAAAGAGUUUCCGUGUGCAAAAUCACGCAAGACUGAUACCAAGAGCCAAUCAGAACAUGGAAAAACAUGCUAAAUUUAGACGCGUGUACGGAUUUUCCAAAACUUCAGCAAUCGAGAGGCCCUCGGUUGUAGCAAACAGAUCUGCCAGAUGUCUCUUCUCUACAGAGAGUGGCUCUAGUACAGACACAACACAAGAUAAAAAAGUUGCUGCAGCCCCGCCACCUCCACCCCCAAAGCCAGCCACACCUGCACCAAGUGAUAACACAAAAUAUCAGUGUAAAGAAUACUAUGAACAUACUGAGUGGAGUUUUUAUGAUGUUGAAACUGCCAUGGCAAGCAAACGAGUGGGGCAACCAUCAUCUAAAACUAAAUAAUUUGACAAUAUGAACUGCUUUUUGUGUUUUUUAUUUUGUUUGUUUAGUAUGCAAAAAUAUUAAAAUCUUAUAAACGUUUCA